Messenger RNA from Monoraphidium neglectum, 1142 nucleotides. RefSeq lists its product as hypothetical. NCBI's taxonomy places the organism in Eukaryota, Viridiplantae, Chlorophyta, Chlorophyceae, Sphaeropleales, Selenastraceae. The annotation marks the transcript as partial. The transcript has a single exon. The record is from RefSeq and is a predicted model, not a curated record.
AUGGAUGAUUUGGCCGGCCUCGAGACGCUUGCGCUCCUCAGUGAGGUGCUCCUUGGCACAAGCGGCCCCGCCCGGCAGGCCGCACCCACGCAUGCAAACGCCCAUGCGAGCGUGCCGGCUGCCGAGGCACGCCCGCUCGCUCGGCAGGGUUCCGCUGUGGGCAGCAGCCAGGGCGGCAUCGCAGGCGACUGGCAGCUUGCGGUGAGCGCCGCGCAGAACCCGAUCCCGGAGCGGCCCUCUAGCGGACCCCCCAUGCGCGCGCCCAUCAAUGGCGCGGCGGGCCCCGACCCGCGGCGGAGCGGCGGCGGCGACGCCGCGAGCGGCGGGCGCGCGGCCGCCUCGGGCGCCGCGCUGCUGGAAGAGCAGCUGCUGCGCCUCGCGGGCGCGUACGACCAGGCAGCAGCCCAGGGCCGCCUGCCCGUCGGGGCGCUGCAGCGGGAGCUGCAGGAGCAGCUGCUGCUGCUGCAGCUGCAGGCCGAGCAGCACCGCGAGCAGCAGCGGCGGCGGCAGGAGGAGGAGCGGCUGCGGCAGCAGCAGGCCGCGGCAGCGGCCGCGGCGGCAGCCGGCGCAGGGCAGGGCGGGACGGCGUCGGUCAUCGACGCUGUGGCCAAGCAGUUGGUGGCGUCGUUUCCUCAGAUUGCGGUUCUGCUGGAGGGGCAGCUUGGGGGACGGCCGCAGGCGGCCGCCGGGUUGGACGGGGGCCCGGCCGCCGGCAGCGUCGCCGCCGCGCUCGCCGCCCUGCAACAGCGGCGCGAGCCGGGGCCGUCGCCGCUGCCGCGGCAGCCGCUGCCCGCCGCGCCGGAGGUCCCCCGGGAAGCGCAGCGGCGGCAGCAGGAGCAGCAGCAGCUGCCGGCUGCGCCGCCGUCGUCGCCGCCGGCGCGGGCGCAGGUUUCGGCCCCUGCCGGGCGGGGCAAGGAUUCGGCCAGGGAAGCAGCCAUGGAAGCUGAGUUGCAGCGGGAGGAGGAGGAAGACGACAAGGCGCUUAACCAGUGGCGCCAGCGCCAGCGCAAACAGCAGCAUCCGCGCGCCUCCUCGGCCCCGCGCGACGACGACGGUGACGCGCCGCCCGCCGCGGCGCUGGCGGCGGCGGCGGCGGCGGCGGCGGCGCCGAAGCGGCGGCCGUGGGCGCGGAAGCGCGCGCG